Molecule: messenger RNA, 1459 nt
Organism: Ornithorhynchus anatinus (platypus)
Lineage: Eukaryota; Metazoa; Chordata; Mammalia; Monotremata; Ornithorhynchidae
Gene: MTX3
Product: metaxin 3
Exons: 9
Coding region: 14-997 (327 amino acids)
Biological process (GO): mitochondrion organization
Cellular component (GO): SAM complex
Source: RefSeq, a predicted model, not a curated record
GGGCGGCGCCAAGAUGUCGGCGGCGCUGGAGCUGCGCUGCUGGGGCGGGGGCUGGGGGUUGCCCUCCCUGCACGCCGACGCCCUCGUCGUCAUGGCCUAUGCCAAAUUUUGUGGUGCGCCCCUUAAAGUGAAUGUUAUAGAUAAGACCUGGAGAGGCUCAAGAGAAAUACGACGCGGACCGCGAGCUCUCCGCCAAGCAAGGCGCCGACACGUUGGCUUACGUCGCCCUCCUGGAAGAGAAGCUCCUCCCCGCCGUGCUUCACACGUUCUGGGUCGACAGCGACAACUACUUCACCGUGACCAAACCCUGGUUCGCCGCCCGGAUCCCCUUCCCCCUGAGUUUAAUCCUGCCCGGGAGGAUGUCUCGGAGAGCGCUGGACCGGAUCCUGCUGACCAGGGGAGAGUCUCCCCUCUCGCCCCUCCAGGAGGUGGAAGCCCAGAUAUACCGAGAUGCCAAGGAAUGCCUCAACCUCCUAUCGAACAGAUUGGGAACAUCUCCGUUUUUCUUUGGAAACAUGUCAGCUGCAGUGUCCUGCCACCCAGGUCAGAUGGUUCCGCCGUCUCCCGGGUCUCCGCCCACACUCGUCCCAGCCCUGUCUGCGGAAAGAUAGCCGGCACCUACGUAUUUCUGCCGAUCGAUCGAUGGCCAACCACUCUGGAUGCCUACGUGUUCGGGUUCCUUGCCCCUCUGUACCGCAUCCACUUCCCCAAGGUCCAGUUGCAAGAACACCUGAAGCAGCUACCCAACCUCUGUCGUUUGUGUGAUGACAUCCUCGAGGGUUAUUUCGGCCUCACAGGCUGCUGUCCAGCUGGACCACAGGCCGUAGAUGCAAAUCUGCAGAAACUCACCCAGCUUGUAAAUAAGGAAUCCAACUUGAUUGAAAAGAUGGAUGACAAUCUCCGCCACAGUCCUCAGCCUCCCCAUCGGAAGAUACCGGCCCUUAAGCUCACCCCGGCAGCGGCGGAGGACGAUCCGUCUCCGCGCCCGUCUCCCUGACCGCCGCCCUUGAGAGCCUCCCGGCGCUUUCCUUCAAGACCGCCGAACUCCUCGGGCUCCGGGGCGGGCCGGGCCGGCCAGAGGGCCGAUCUCUUCUUCGCACGGGGCAGCUGCUCGGGACCGAGCUCCCGCCCGCUGCUCCACCAGCUCACAGUGUAGCGCCAUCACCCACUCAAACGAGAGCCAGCGAACGUCGAGAAGGGACAUCGCCCCCGGAUCCCGGUGGGCCUCUUGAGUUCCCAGUGGUCGAUAUGAAGUCAUGAAUCCAUUGUUCCGAGCGUGCACUGUUUUAAUUUAUUCAGGCUAUUUCUCUGUACGCGUUAUUCCGGCGCUCCUCAGGCAGGCUGGUCCGCCUAAUGAUGUGCGAUGGCUUGGCCCGGUUUGUGUUCUCUUCUGUUUCCCCAAAAGCGUUCUAUUUUAGGGUUCAGAACCUAAUAUAAUGAUCCAUUAGCGGCAGGAAAA